AGGCCUGGGGACCCUGGUGGCCGCCCCCUGCAGAUACUGGGGGUCACCUGAGGGUUGGCACUGAGUGAAAGGACCCCAGACAGCCACCAAACCCACUGGGAGCCAGCGGGGACCUUCCUGAUCUGUGGUGUCAGAGGGCGGUGGCCCCUGUCACGUGCCCCGGGGGCAGGGCUCCCAGGACUAGCAGAGCAGGGGAAGGGGACCUUGGGGCCUUCCAAGUCCCACGAGUCCCCAGGAGCUAGACCGAGUCCUGCUUCCAGCUGAGCUGGGCACAGGGACCAGACGGCCCAAGUGUGGCCAGGCCUGCGUCCAGGGCUCACGGGCCACAGGGCUGUGUGUCGGGAGUGGUCUCCCUGGGAACGAGGGUGGGGACAGCGGUGUGUGAGGUGUCCCUGUGGGUGCUGUAUGUGCCACCAUGUGUGUGCGUGACAGAGAGUGUGAGGAGGUGUCUGCAUGCCCAUGGGGGGGAUGUCACUAGGCAGGGGCCCCGGGAGCUGUGCGUGUGUGUGCGUGGAGAAGCGUCCUGUGAGUGUCCACGUGGGCAGCAAUCAGGAGGACCUUCCACGUGACACCUGAAGGUCCCCAGGGUGAGCGUCACUGUCCCUAUCUGGGUUUGUCUCUUGAGGAGACAAGUUUGAGAUGGAAGUGGUCACCCUCCUCCUGUCACUGGAGUGCAGGUAUACAGUAAGUGCUCAGUGAGUGCAUGGACAGAGUGACUGGCUGUGUGCAAACUGGCCCAGAGCAGGUGUCUGAGGACCUGGCUCCGAGGACAAAGCUACCUCGGUCCCUUCUGACAGUUGUGGUCCCUGCUCAUCCUGGUCACCUGGUCUGGGCCUGGGUGCUGAGCAGGUGCUCACAGACUCACUGGAGGACCAAGAGACCUGGGGACAGACGACCACACUGCCUGGGGCUUGGGGUGGGAGAGACCCCGCAGAGCGACACCCAGACGCCCGCUCUGGCCAGGGUCCUCAGGCAGCGCCUAGAGAGCCCCGAGAACCCCACUUCAGGGUGCCAUGGGUGUGGGGAGAAGGCACGGGCUUUGAGGCCAGGCCAAGUUUGUGCCUUGGGAAGGUCCCCUCUGUAAGUGGGGCUCCCAGUCCCCAGGGUAGGUCUGAGCGAGUGCUGAUGACUGACCCAGGGAGCCACAAAGCAGCACAGUCCCAGCCCCUCUAAUCCCAGCAGGCCACCCCGGGGACCCUGUGACCCAUUCUCCUUUGGUCUGAAGCCAGACGCUCCCGAGGAGAUGGCGGAACAGCACGGGGCCCCCGAGCAGGCUGCGGCCGGCAAGAGCCACGGAGGCCUGGGCGGUGGCUACAAGGUGACGGUGUACGAGCUAGAGAACUUCCAGGGCAAGCGAUGCGAGCUCUCGGCGGAGUGUCCCAAUUUGACCGACAGCCUGCUGGAGAAGGUGGGCUCCAUCCAAGUGGAGUCCGGGCCGUGGCUGGCGUUUGAGCGCAGGUCCUUCCAGGGAGAGCAGUUUGUCCUGGAGAAGGGAGACUACCCUCGCUGGGAUGCCUGGUCCAACAGCCGCCACAGUGACAGCCUCCUGUCCCUCCGGCCUCUGGAAAUCGACGGCCCCGACCACAAGCUGCACCUGUUCGAGAACCCCGCCUUCAACGGCCGCAAGAUGGAGAUAGUGGACGACGACGUGCCCAGCCUGUGGGCGCACGGCUUCCAGGACCGCGUGGCCAGCAUCCGGGCCAUCAACGGGACGUGGGUCGGCUAUGAGUUCCCGGGCUACCGCGGGCGCCAGUACGUGCUGGAGCAGGGCGAGUACCGCCACUGGAACGAGUGGGACGCCAACCAGCCGCAGCUGCAGUCUGUGCGCCGCAUCCGCGACCAGAAGUGGCACAAGCGGGGCUGCUUCCUCAGCAGCUGAGGGGCACGGUCCCGCGGCCUUGGCCCGCCCUGGGUGGCCUCAGGGCAGGAAGAGGGGGCUCCAGGGUGGGGCGAGGGCCUGCUGUCCGCCUCCCCGAGUCUGCUCAAUAAACCCUGGGGUCAGUCCCCCACCUGCCACGUU
This is a messenger RNA of Marmota monax (woodchuck), 2020 nucleotides long. It is a transcript of the gene Crybb3, whose product is annotated as crystallin beta B3. The transcript is spliced from 5 exons. Bases 1244 to 1879 code for a protein of 211 amino acids. Gene Ontology annotation, molecular function: structural constituent of eye lens. Lineage: Eukaryota; Metazoa; Chordata; Mammalia; Rodentia; Sciuridae. The record is from RefSeq and is a predicted model, not a curated record. Gene Ontology annotation, biological process: lens development in camera-type eye; visual perception.